Coregonus sp. 'balchen' is the source of this 6524-nucleotide messenger RNA. The record is from the annotation of a GenBank genome assembly. NCBI's taxonomy places the organism in Eukaryota, Metazoa, Chordata, Actinopteri, Salmoniformes, Salmonidae.
UGCAAGCCUGGUGACACGAGUUCUCACAGUGUCUCUUUCUUUCAUCGCACUAAACCCUGUCUCUCCCAGGACCAUGAAGAAAUGCACGGUUCACCCUGAUGUGAUUGAGUAAUGUAUCCCUUUUUUCCCCCACCUGUCUCCCUGGACCUCAGUGCUCCCAGGUAGGUAAGCCCAGCACCGGCAGCGUGAACAGGUGUGACAUUCUGCUAUGCUAGGGAACAUGACAAUGCAAGGCAUGGCAAUGGUCGUGUUCCUCCACUCAGAAGUAGCUGAGGUAUUUUAUGUAUCAGCUAACCACAUCAAAUGCAUUUUGGUACCCAACUGCAUAGUCGAUGACAUGGCACGCAACCAUUGGUUUAUGCAUGCAGCGUCUGAGCAGGGGAUCGCGACUAAUAAUAGCACCUGUACACUUGCACCUUACUGCACAACACCUGCAACAUAUUAGGCACUAAUAGCAGUAUUGAAUGCUUGCACACAAAAUCAAUUCACUGCUUUGCAAUGCCCGUUUUUCAAUAGGCCUAUGUAAUGUAACGCCUAGCAAAAGAAUGCUGAACAUCAUCACAGACACAUUCAAACAGUUUUCCAUUUUAUUUUACCCAUAGGUCUACUUGUGAAAAGGUCAGCAAAGGACUGCACACUACAGUGCAUGGCUAAUCAAAGAGGGUUCAUUUAUUAAUAGGCCUCUCAGGGAGAGCUAGACUGAGGGGAGGGGGGCUGCAUUGAAGACAGCAACAGGUGCUGCAUCAAUGUGGUGUAAAACGGUCUCUGCCAGACAGAACCUUGUAGCCUGGUUGCCAGUCUGUUUAGCUAACAUUCUACUCCUUGUACUCCCAAGUAAUUUGAAUAUGAAGUACAAGGAGUUUAACAUUAGCUACAAAAAAAAAAUGGCGACCAGGCAAGACAGAACCCGGUUCCAACCAUAUGACAGACAAGGGCGAUAGGGUAAAUGUGCCUAAAUGUUUUGGUAUGUUUGCUAGUUUUGUUUAUAGAAUAUUUGUGCCAACAUUUAAAUAAUACAAUAAUUACCAUGUUCAUUAAUUCACAUGUAUUGUAAAUUCAUGUAGGAAUUAACUGAAAUUGUUCAAUAAAAACGGUUUUCAUACAUGGGGUUUUUCUCCCGCCAUCAACGUUGUCAUUAGGGACUGGGAAAGUGCCAUCUUGACAAGUUGAGGGCGGCAGAGGCUCGAAGAGCGGGAAAUAAAACCGAAUUAAACUAGCUAGCUAACCUGCAACUGCUCUACAGUUUCCUACCUUUGGCACAUUGAAACAAACUAACAAUAAUCUAUAGAUACAUGUUUCUCUGGUUAAAUACAACUGUAACAAUAUAAAUGUAACCAAUACUUGCCCACCUAUGAAUAUGAGUGGUUUAGGAUCGACUAGCUCAAUUUGAUAAACGCCAGAUAUUUUUACUUCGUUCAUACUGCAGCUAGAGCGGGACUAGUGUUGAUGAUUCUGAUACAGGGUCGGCUGUUCCUGGCUGUGUUCACAUCUCUUGCAAGUUGUUUUAACUUUAGUUGCCAUUGUCUUGCUGAUUUACAUUGGAUAUAACCCUCAAUCAAUUAUUUGUUUCCACUUUACUUGUUCAAGAUAUCUAAUCAAGCACGGUGUCUACGAUGGAGAACGAAAUAGCUGUAAGUUACCUUUCACGAGCGUACUACUUGCCAUCUUGCUAGCUGCCAGUAUGCUAGCUAGCUAACAUUAAUAUGUUGUAAAAAACCAUCGGCUAGCUAGCUAAGUGGCUAAACAGAUCAGUGUUGCGUUUGAUUGUGUCGGUAUAUUUAAUUGUGAUACAUGUAACAAUGUGGGUUGCCAAUACUACAAUUAUAUAAAUUAACGUUAUAUAGCCAGCGAGUUAAAAUGUCACUCUUGAACGCUAACGAUAACUGUCUAGCUAUCACUAACGUUAGCUUCCCUGCAUGCAGUGCAUAAAGUUAGCAGGGUCUUUAGUUUAGCUAAUUUAUCUAGCUAGCAAGCUAUGUUAACUAGCGACGUUAUUUAUGUUCAGUUAUAUGUCGCUUGAUAUAGCUAAUGUAUUCUAAACCAGAGUAAGUUAUAUUGUAACUCGUUUUUGGUGAAUGGAGAUUGAUCUAGCAUGUUUCUCUCCUGAUCGAAAAUGUGUUGGCUUGCUCUUGUUAGCUACAGUAGCUAGCUAACUAGCUAAUGUAGUAGCUAAGUUCUCUCUCCUAAACCUUAGCCUAGCAAUGUACAGUUUCUCAUGCAUUUCUGUGAGUCCAUAUUAUAGGCUUUAAAAAGCAAAAGGUCACUCAGGGUUGGCUAGUUAUUCCCAGCCCUAGACAAAACAAAAGUGCAUCUACAAAGACAACCUCUUUUCAAGGUGCAGGUGUUCCCAAGAAUACAGUUGUAUAGACAGCUUGUUUUGAAAGAUCAAAGGCUUACAACAUACCUUUUGUCUUAAAGAUAUCAAACAAUAUUGCUUUGUAAAACAGCUAACUUUUUGCUACAUUAUCAGAAUUUCUCAGCAUUGGUGAGGAUGGACCAAUCCAGUGAUGCUCUUGUUCUGUUUCAAGCUAAUCUCAAUCUGCACCCAGACCAGCACUCCCUCUCCUCCUCCUGCUCCAGUGUCUCAAGACCCCAACAACAAUACCACUCCCUCUCACCAUGCCCCCCGCUUUGGCACCAUCAUCCCUAACCGCAUCUUUGUGGGAGGAAUUGAUUUCAAGGUGAAUAUCGACUCUUUCUUUACUUUCAUAGGGUCUCCUGUUUUUGUGUUGCGACCUAACUUGACAUUUUUUGGUGCUGCUGCAUGUUACUGGAGCAUAAAAAGGGCAGCUUAAUUCAAGUGUGUGUGUUCUUUUUGUGCGUAGACCAAUGAGAACGACCUGAGACGCUUCUUCUCCCAGCAUGGAGCGGUGAAGGAGGUGAAGAUUGUGAUUGACCGUACUGGGGUGUCAAAAGGGUGAGUUCAGUUAAACUGUAAAUGUUCUGCCCACAUAGACUGGAUGACACCUGCAAUGAUGUUUAUUAAAUAAACUACAGCAAUGGAAAUGUAAUCCAGGGACACUGUAUCAUUGCCUUGUGUAUGUGUCCAUCCCACAGAUAUGGCUUUGUUACCUUUGAGACCCAGGAGGAUACCGAGAGAAUCCUUCAUGAUGUAAGUAACUAAAGGUACACUCUUUGACAAAAGGGUUCCAAAAGGGUUCUUCGGCUGUCCCCAUAGAAGAACCCUUUUUGGUUCCAGGUAGAACCAUUGUGGGUUACAUGUAGAACCCUCUGUGCAAAGGGUUCUACAUGGAAUCCAAAAUGUUUCUACUUGGAACCAACAAGGGUUAUUCAACAGGUUCCCAUAUGAGGACAGCCGAAGAACCCUUUUAGGUUCUAGAUGGCACCUUUUCUUUCUAAGAGUGUAGAGCCAAUAUACUGUACAGAAAUGGGAAAGAAGCGAUACGAUACGAACCUUAUAUCUCCUACUGGAGGGCAGCAGCUCUAAUUCACAUUAGAUCUAGCUCAGUCCAUCGUCAGUAAAGUCAUGGUCAUGGGUAGUAAAUGCUCAGUGUAAAGUGAUCUGUCUCAAUCUGUACUGGAUACCCCCUCUCCCUCUGCAACCACCACAUCCCCAGGCUGACAGACUGUGCUUCCGGGACAAGAGGCUCAACAUCGGCCAGGCCGUCCGCAAGCAACAAGUGGGAGGGCACUGUAAGUGACAGAGCACCGUAGAGCAGAGGUAGGCGACCCUGGUCCUGAAGUGCCUGCGUGUUUUUGAUUUAACCGACCUCGAAGACCAGGUGUGUUGAAUUUAGGCAGUCACUGAACUGAUCAAUUAGCUCAGUCGGUCAGGUGUGGUGCCUAGUUGGAACAGAAUCCUGCAGUACCUACGGCACUCCAGGAACAGGGUUGUCUUCCCAUGCUGUGGAAAUUACAUUUGCAACAAAUGUAUAAUGCAUCGUAGAAAAUGUUAACACUCAUACCAUAUAUUGUCUUAUCUUGAUCGUGGGGGGCUAAUGUGCUCUUGCACUUGUUGGCUUUAAAAUGCUGACUCGUCACCUGGGAUUGAGUGUCGAUAACAUUUGCCUUUGUACAUAACCUGGUGGUUGACUUGUGCCUCCUUCACUCAGCAAACAGCUUCUCUGUGUCCAGCCAUACUCCUGCCAUGAUGCCCACCCCCUGUGGAACCAUGUACCUCACCACCUCUACGGGGUACCCCUACACCUACCACAACGGAGUGGCUUACUUCCACACCCCAGAGAUGAGCCCCUCCGCCCCCUACCACUGGCCUGUGAGUCCUAUCCUUCACUCAGCCACGUGCUCAUGACACUAUUUCCCUCGUGGUGAAUGAAAUUGUGCAUUCUGAUCAUGAAUCAUGAGCAACAUAUGAGAAUCAUAGAGAGACUGUUGACAUUGUUUCAUCCAUGAAACAGACAUGACAUACUACAGGGUUUUAGUCAUUUUAGUCAUUUCUUUAGCGUUUUAGUCAGUAUGAAAAUAAAAAAAAUGUAUGCAGUCACUAACUGUAAGUCGCUCUGGAUAAGAGCGUCUGCUAAAAUGACUAAAAUGUAAAAAUUGUAUAUAAUGGAUUGCAUUUGAUAAAAUGUAUUAUACAUUCGGCAUAAAGAUACAUGUUCUUUCUUACAUGGCUGGUGUCCCCAUAUUACAUGUGCGUCUCUAAUCUCCGAUCUGUGUCCUUGUAGUCCCACUCAGUACCUGGCUCUCCAGUCAUGCUGACCCACCAGCCUCCACCCAUCUACCAGCAGCCAGCCUACCAUCACUACCAGGUCAGACAGUCUGUUUGUGCUCUAUAGGCAAUGAUGUCCAUGAUCAUAGGAGUUGGCAAGACAGCACAAACAGAUCUGGGACCAGGCUAACCUUAGUCACCAGUACAGCGUCAUAAGAAAAAUCCAUUGUAAAUAGUGGUACCUCAGCCACUGACAACCAAGUCAGCUGUGCAGAUUUAAUGGAAUGCUAUUGAGGUGUUAUUCCAGGAGAAAGCUGGUGUACUCCUGGGUACUGAUCUGUUUCCUAUACUGUGUCCUUCAGGCCCCUACACAGUGUCACCCUAGUCACCUGCAAUGGAACGUUCCUCAGGUAAGGGAAGGAGAUGGGCGUCUUUGCUCUUCACCUCUACGUUUGUGAGUGGGUUUUUGUCGGAGGCAAGGUCCGUUCUAAAAGCGAACUAAUGUGUGUGCAUGCGAAAUUCUGUGUGUGUGUGUGUGUGUGUCAGUCUCCAGUGCCCUCCAGCCCAGUGUUGUACAUGCAGCCCUCUGAGCUCCUGUACCAGCCCAUGGAGCAGCCCAGCGACGGGGGCUGUGUCCAGUCUGCCAUGCCCCUCAUAGAGGCCCCCAUCCCAGAGGUAGAUAACAUCUUCACCUGGGUCCUGUUCAAUACGCUCAAAACAGAGGAAAAACUUACUUGGUGCAAUAAGAAAGGCAUGUUUUUAUUGACUGUUUCAAAAUGUUUUGCUACAGUGUGCCCUACUGAACACAACCAUUUUGUAGUUCCCUCAGUCAGUGUACUAUUUCCCAUAUGCUACUUCAUAGCGUUAGCAUUAGGUGACAGUUGAUGUAUAAAUCCAUACUCAGUUAUUGCUUGUUUUACCACAGCAGCAGUUCAUCGACCACAUGGUGCAACCAGCCUACAAUCACACGAUAUCAUACUACCCACAAAGUCCAGGGGGGAUGACACCCGUGAUGAUACAGCAAGAACCAGGAAAGGUACCAGUUAUUAUACCAGUAUAAACUUAUUAUGACAUUAUAUGUUAAUGCAUGCUAGAUACUCAUCUUUAUUGGUCUGUUGUGAUGAAUGACUGUUGGAGAAGGGUUGUCAUGUGUUGUGUCUGUUACGUUACCCAUCUAGGAACAUAAGUUCCACGUCAUGAGGCGAGGUUACCCCUCCUCGCCCGUCAGCCUGAAGCCCAGGUACGGCCGCAACCCGCACUACGCCCAACUGCGCAAGGAGUACCGCCCCGAAAUCACCAGCGACCACUCCCCUCCGCCCACCACCGAACCAGUCAAGUAGAGGUCAUCCACGUUUCCUUUCAAGCCAAUGAAACUCCCAUCUCCUCAGGCAGAAAGACCCGCUUCUCACUCUCUCCACCCGCUUCUCAAUCUCUCCAUGAACCUGUCUCCUCCAACACUUCACACAACCCAUCACCCGCAUUAUAUUAUUCAGUCCAGACAACUAUGUGCUCGCUGAAUGUGAAUUUUUAUCUGUGUAGUAUAAUUUAAUGUGAUAUUCUCAAUAUUCUAUUAUCUUAGCUUCUAAAAAGUACUGUAAGUGCUAUGAUGUAAAAGCUCGUUCCAUCACUCCCAGACUGUGAACAUUGUGCAUUGUUCUCUCUGGUGUUUUUUUCCACAACUCAGGGAGGGAUAACUAGCUCCUAGUACUGUUUAACUGUUUCAUAACUAACCUAAUGCAUAAUUGAUCUUAAAGCUAAGAUAAACGAUCUUUCGUAAAACAAGAAUGUUCUUGCUUUGGCAUCUGUGUCAAACUUUUGUCAUGUAACCAUUCAGAGUAUAGACGCAACAGGAAACGUAUUUCCUUGCCAGGAAUGUUGGUGGCACCUUAAUUGG